This is a messenger RNA of Suillus fuscotomentosus, 405 nucleotides long. RefSeq lists its product as uncharacterized. Lineage: Eukaryota; Fungi; Basidiomycota; Agaricomycetes; Boletales; Suillaceae. The transcript has a single exon. The annotation marks the transcript as partial. The record is from RefSeq and is a predicted model, not a curated record.
GAGUUAUUUGAACUUGGCUUUCGGUACGAGUUGAGGGAUCUCGAUCAUUACUUGGCAUGGGGAUGUUGGAACAAUGAUGCCAUUGGUCAUGAGCAGCUCCUCCAUAGCAUCUUCCUAGGUGAGGCUGGUUUGGUGAUGUGGUCAGAGUUGUUUCCAUCAGAGAACUAUGGGUUGUGGAACAACACCUUGAUGGGCUGUCUUCCUUACCUUGAGAAUUUCCGAAGACUGCUUUGUGAUUGGGAUGAUGUUCUGCCUUGUCUUAUGACACCACUGACCUCAGACAAUUUCACAGAUACAUACUCCUGGGAAGUCAGGUGCAUGGCGGUGACAUUUUACAUUCAAACAUUCUUUGAUCAUUUCGGCAGGCCUCCCAUUGUGCCCCACUUGCUUCCUAUGCAAUCAUAA